CCCGCUCAUCCCGCGAUGCCCAUGGACCUACACGUUCAUCAGGGAUUCCCCUAUUUCCCUACCAGGUACCGAGAUGAUGCUCUCUGCUGGACAGAUAGGUAAGAAAUUUCAUUGUAUUCUCGUACCGACUCCUUCUCGUUUACACUCAUCGACGCGAAUCACAAGCGAUCGAAAAAGUUUAUGAUCCUCGCAAACGACAUUCGAACGAACGAACGGCAUCUGCAACGCGUCAGAGCGAGCGAGGAGCGUAACCGAUCUAGCUAAUAAUACGAAGCGAAGCUAUGAAAAGGAUCGGUCUCGAUGGACGGCCGAAGAGAUAUAAAAGAUCUCUCGUUGGCGAGGUGAUUGAUACAGAGAGAUCGACGUCGCGACGCAAUUCCAUUGUUCAAAGUGAGCGCGGCGGCGGCGGCGGCGGCGCGCCCCAGAAGCAACGAGCGAAGCAUCGAGGUCUGGCACGAGGUUCUUAGCCACGGAUAUAAAUCAACUCUCUCGAGUGACGAACGAACGGCACGCAGAAUCGGCACGAAGCCGUUUCACGGACCAUCGAAACCGUCCAUGGACGACGUCGGAAAUCCUACCUCCGUCAACGCACGAUUUGAGGAGAGACACUACGCUUUCGAAAGCAUCUUGGAGUUGCGCAAGGAGAAGAGCCGGGACGCGGCGAGGUCGCGGAGGGGUAAGGAAAACUUCGAGUUCUACGAGCUCGCGAAAAUGCUACCACUCCCGGCGGCCAUUACCUCCCAGCUGGACAAGGCCUCCAUAAUAAGGCUGACAAUCUCGUACCUUAAACUACGCGACUUCUCCAGUCACGGCGAUCCACCGUGGUCCCGCGACGGUCCACCGCCCAGCAAAUCCGUCAAAGGUGCUAAUCGAGUUAGAUCAUCGUCGACUGCAGCGAUAGAACAUUUCGAAGUUCAUCAAGGUACCCACAUAUUACAGUCCCUGGACGGUUUCGCAAUGGCUGUCGCGGCUGAUGGCAGAUUCCUGUACAUAUCUGAGACUGUUUCGAUAUAUCUCGGCCUCUCACAGGUAGAGAUGACGGGAUCGAGCGUUUUCGACUACGUCCAUCAACAAGAUCACGCCGAGGUCGCCGAGCAGCUCGGUCUGGGACUCGCGUCGUCGACGAGCACCUCAGCCCCACACUCGUCGAAUUCCGGUUUAGCGUCGCCGAGCAGCGGCGCGUCGGAGGAGCACGGUUCGUCUUCCACUGCGAAUCCCGACGUGUCUUCGGUAAUGUCGCUGUCGGCGACCGGACUCUACAAAGGGUACGACCGGGCGUUUUGCGUUAGGAUGAAAUCCACUCUAACGAAGAGGGGGUGUCACUUCAAGUCAUCAGGUUAUCGGGUCGUCCUGUUGCUGUGUCGUUUGAGGCCGCAGUUUAUAUUCAGCCACGCGAGAAAGUCCGCGCCGCCUUUGAUGGGUAUGAUCGGGCUAGCCAUUGCACUUCCGCCGCCCAGCGUGCACGAAAUUCGUCUCGAGACCGAUAUGUUUGUCACACGAAUCAGUUUCGACUUUCGGAUAGCGCAUUGCGAGCCAAAGGUUUCCGAACUGUUGGAUUACACCGCCGAUGAAUUGACGGGGAAGAAUCUCUACACGUUGUGCCACGGCGAGGACGCAAAUCGUCUCCGGAAGUCUCACAUAGAUCUAAUCCAUAAAGGCCAAGUUCUGACGCAUUACUAUCGGCUGAUGAACAAAAGUGGCGGAUACACGUGGGUACAGACGUGCGCUACCGUCGUAUGCAAUUCGAAAAAUGCCGAGGAGCAAAAUAUCAUUUGUGUCAAUUACGUCAUAAGCGGCCGAGAAUAUGAAAAUUUAAUUAUGGACUGCUGUCAGUUAGAGGACGGUGUCACCGGCGUCAAGAGGGAAGAUACGGCGGGAAAUGAUCCGGAGAACGGAUCGCCGGACGCUGACCGAGGAGAGGGUCGUAGUCGAGGCGGCCCUACAAAUCAGCAUCAGGAGCAAUCGCAUCGGUCGCCACCCGAGGAGCGCGAAGAGAAUCACGCGUCGGAAAGUGAAAAGCGAGGUAGCCGGCAUCAUGACAAUAUAGCCCAGUUGCAACAAGAGUCACAGACGGCGGUCGGGAAUCUCGACACGCUCGUGGUAAGACUACGAGGGCACAAGCGGAAGAUCCAUGACGAAGACAGCAGUUCCAACGAAGAGGAGGACGAGGAGGAGACCGCGGUGAAAGAAUCGAACGGCGAAAGAAGCCGUGCGCUCAGUCCCAGCGCAACGUCCACGCACUCGAUCUCGGCCACCGAACAAACGCUCUGUUCGACCAGUCCGAAGUCGCGUCGCGCUGAGGGCGGCAGGAUGGACAGUACCGAAAACACGGGAACCUCGGUGAAGGAUUUGGAACAGGCUAUGUCGAAGCAUUUGCCAGGGAGCUCGUUAAACAAGUCGAACUCGCCGGCGACGCUUCACCAGCCGACGGAUUUCAGUACGGAUGCGUUGUUAAAGCAGCAGCAGCAGCGGAGCACGAUACAGUGGAUCGGCGCGCAUCAUCACUUGGGUCAUCUGAGUCCGCAGCAAUCCGCCGCCGCUCCUUUACCCGCCUCGGCGCUUCUUAGGCAACUUUACGCCGCCAAUCGGGAGAGCGUGAUACGCGCCAAUGUGCAUGGGAUCACUUCGAGCGGUGGUACACGCGCUCCCGCGUCGACCGGUAUCUAUUAUCCGGGCGAAACUGCUCCUAACGGACCUCUGCCGACACCGCCCGGCUCGGAAGGUUCUAGUACAUACGGUGAGCAUCAAUUUGUGCUCGCUGCUCACAAUCAAAAAGUAUCGAACGGCACCAGCUGCGCCGAUGCUUUCACCAGUCUAGUUUCGUCGUACACGUCCGCUACCGCGGCCGGGUAUUCGGUAGACUAUCAUUCAGCGAUGACGCCGCCAUCGUCGGUCUCGCCGCGAGACAAGCAACAGCAACAACAGCAGCAGCAGCAACAACAGCAGCAACAACAACAGCAGCAACAAUUGCAUCCUGUUAACGUGAUAAGCAGCUACGAAGGCUCAUCGGCGUACACGGACCCUGUUCUCCGUCAUCAAUACGAACCGGCCCAGCCGUUACCCUUGAAACCCCAAGUGUACUCGGCCACUGUCCAUCCGAGUGCCUUAGACGCCGCAGCGGCAUAUGCUUCGGCAGGUCUGACGGAACAAUCACAGUUCUAUCAUCAUCCGGCCAGUAGCGGCGGCUUUCACAUCUACCACCCGAGCAACAAGUCUACGGCGAACGGUUGGUACACCUCAGCCUCCUAGUGGCCCCACCCGUAGGGGUCCUACCCGUGUACGCGGAACACGUGUACUUAAGCGACUGUAAUUAAACCCAAAGCCCUCUCCCUCAUGCAUAUCAGUGAUACGCUAUCUCAUCGCUAUCUUUGGCGAUCGUUGAGCGAUCCUCGUUGUCGUUGGGAUCGGCGGGAAAACUCCACCUCGCUGCUCCUUCCUGUCGAGUCGUCGAAACUCGGCGCUGUAACAAUCGCUCUCUUCUUAUUCAUUAUGUAGAACGAUUUAUUGUAAUAUAAUGAAUAAAUUAUUAUAUAUAUGUUGACUUUCCGGAGGUUUCUGCAUAAGUAUGGAGCCAACUGAAAAACUCAUGCGUAUUCACCGUGCGUGUUCCAAGUGAUUUAACGCGACGCUCAAAGAGAUCGUAAUAUAUCUAAGGAAUCGCGUUUCAUUACAUAUAUCUGAUAUACAGGACGAUUUUUAAUAAUAUAGUCGAAAUAAUGUUUCAUAAGUCACAGAAACAAGAAAUGUGUUGUACGAAUAUGGAUCAUUCAAGUCUUUUUCUGUUUAUUAAUAAAUUUAUGGAAAUACAUUCCAAUUUUAAAUAUUUUUGUUUAAUUUAUUAUAAUUCGUGGAAACGUUUGAACAAUCUAUAUUCAUAUAACAUUUAUUCUUGUUUUGGGCUUUAUAUUCAUGCUGAAGUAUGAUGAAACGAGACUGGUGACAGACAUAUAAUUAAGAAUUAUCCUGUAUAUAUGUAUGUAUAUCACAAUUAUUUUCACUUUUAAUUUCAUUUUAGAAUAUAAAUACGUCUGUAUUUAUAUAAAUCUAUUUCUGCAAAACAAUUGAAGAGGUGAUUAAACGAUAGUUGGAAUACAUUUUUCAUCCUUGAAAAGUUGACAAAAUUAUUAAAAGAAAUGCAAUAACUGAAUUAUAUUCAACUCGUGUUACUUUUUGUUAAAAUAUGUUCUCUUAAUAACUUUGACAAUUUUUUGCGAUCGAAAGAUGCACAUUCCAACUUUUGCCAAGUCUCUCAUCCCGAUCAAUUUAGAAAAAGAGGUAAAUUUACAGAAGAACAAUAUUUUAAAGCGGACAAAGAAACAACUUCCGUGGAGCUGUCUUCGCAUUGUGUUGAAUAUUAUUAAUCAAUGAUUACCAUGUUAGCAGUAAUUUACUCCAGUAUUAGUACUUGGAGUAUUUUGUACUAUAUAAUACUUCGUUGUGCGUUAAUUUUUAUAAAGCGAAUGUGCAAUUUCCCCCCCCCCUCUCUCUCUCUCUCUCUCUCUCUCUCUCUCUCUCUCUCUCUCUCUCUCUCUCUCUCUCUCUCUCUGUUUCUGAUAUACUAUAACAUUUGAUUUAAUGAAAGAAAAGUGCUGAUAAAAUUUAUCUCGAUAUUGUACGUGUUUGAAAAAUAGCACAACAUACUUAAGAGAAGCCGCUAUCUCUAUUAAUUCGCUCUGAAUGACGUUUGUUUUAGUCAAUUAAACGCUGAAUUUGUUAUCCGCGAAACGCGCUAUAUACGAUCGGUUUGUCCCAAAGAGUUUGUUGUUACAAGCUUCUUGUUUUAGAUUUUUGAUUUACGAUCGAGAAAGUAGUGAGACUUCUCAAUAGAAAGUAAUGACAAUUGAUCUACAUUCGAUAUGUCAAUUGUUAUCCAACCGCGUUUCCGACAUUUCGAUCGUGAUUUACAAAAAUAAUAAAUGGAUUACGAGACUGGCGGAAGAAUGGAACGCGACAUUUAUACAAUCGUGGGAAAACAAAGAGCAAUCCGGAGGAAAAAAAGACACGAGUGAUAUUAAAAAGACACUUUUAUUAAAUACGCACUGAGAUUCUUUACUUAUUAAGGACAAGAGACGUUUGUAUAUGUAUAUUUAUAGACUGCUAUAGCGAUUUUACCUUCUAAAUUUAGGAUAGAUAAAAAUGUAGAUAUUGAGAACAGAUACGUAUCGCGCAUGCGAGAAGUCAACAUUGCUGUGGAGGUAGCGAAUUCUUUUACGAAAGUUAUUGUAUUUUAAUGUUUAAAUAUUUCGACCAGUUGUUUUUGACAAGUACACAUGUAAAUACAGCUUACGUGCCUAAAAGUUUAUUCGCUCAGCGUUUAUCCAUUUCUUUCGUGCUGUGCUUGGUUUAAAAAAACUGAGGUACGUCCGCAUCGUCACAAAUUUCUUUCGCGUAAUAAUGUUAAUUUACAGAAACUUUAAUUACAUUCCACACGCUUGGAUGCAACAUCCAGAUCUAAGUGUAAUCAUAACCGUAAGUAAUCAUUUCAUAAACAAAUCGGUAAGUAAUUAAAUAUUUGUAAUAUAGAAGACAUUUUAUAUAAAAUUGUUGAUUAUCUUAGUUUUUGAAAACUUCAACAAACUUUCUUAAACGUACAUUAUAUACUAAAAAAUGUUUCAAUGAAAAACACAAAAAUAGAAUGCAUAGAUAAUUUAUUUGUAUUUAAUAAGACAUUAUUCAUUCAGAUCAUUAUAUUGCUUUUUCCAAACUUGAGUAUUAUUUAUAUUAGCAAAUUGUUCGUAAAAACCGAUUAUUUUUUUAUACAAUACGAUCGUUGUACUAUUUAAUAGCAAGAAAUAACGAAUAUAUUAUUCGUAUAAAAAUGACUUAUGUACAUUCCCAUUUUGUAUUACAUGCUUAGUAUACAAUUAUUAUCGUUAUUAUUAUCGUUUCUGCUAUUAUUGUUAUCAUUAUAAUUACUAUUCUUAAUGCUAUAUUAAUAUUAAAUUACUACAGUGAGUUUGCAGACUUAUUACGUAAACAAAAUCUGUAAAAUAAUUACAUAAACAAAUGAAAAUAAAAUUAAUCUAAAAAAAAUGUUAAAAACGCACUUUGGACGGUAGACAUUUCAAUUAAUACUGCGAAUUAUUAAAAAAAGAAAAAAAA
Messenger RNA from Monomorium pharaonis (pharaoh ant), 6102 nucleotides. RefSeq names its product protein trachealess. NCBI's taxonomy places the organism in Eukaryota, Metazoa, Arthropoda, Insecta, Hymenoptera, Formicidae. Gene Ontology annotation, biological process: regulation of transcription by RNA polymerase II. The record is from RefSeq and is a predicted model, not a curated record. Gene Ontology annotation, molecular function: protein dimerization activity; DNA-binding transcription factor activity, RNA polymerase II-specific; RNA polymerase II transcription regulatory region sequence-specific DNA binding. The transcript has 14 exons. The coding region runs from base 556 to 3249 and encodes 897 amino acids.